ACAGUGAUCUAGAUCUUGUUCGGUCGUAUAUCCACCCCUUGAUACAACUUAGUAGAGUUAAAGCAUAGAGUCAAUGCCCGGCAAUUAAAAGUAGUAGAAGGUUAUCUGUAAACGAUAUGUCUCCGAAGGUCUGGCGGACUUGUUUUGUCUGGCGAAGUGGUCUGUAUGUUUCCGAGACCACUAUGCGUGUAUCGUAACACAAUAGCGCUGAAUGUUUCCGAAGCUAGAAACGACAUGGCUGCCUGAUGCCAAGCAAGCCUAUCUGUUCAUGAUUCUCAAUAGUUAAAUGCACUUGCCAUUCAUCCGUCCAUCCAAGCAACAAUCCCGCAUCUAUCUUCAAGGAUUGAAGUCCAACUUAACAUAUUCGCUUUUCAAACCCCCAUAUCAUUAACAAUGACCGACCAAGAAGCACCCCUCAAGACGUAUCGCGCCAAUUGCCACUGCGCUGCGUACGUAUACGAAGUAACACUACCCGAGAUCUCUACGGCCUCGCAGUGCAACUGCAGCGUGUGCUACAAAAAGGGGGCGUUGUGGGUUUUUCCCAAGCCCGAGGAUGUCAAGUUCGUCAAGGGGGACCCGGCGACGCUGACGAACUACACUUUUGGCAAGAAAGUGUUCGUUCACAAGUUCUGCUCAACAUGUGGCAACUCGAUCAUGUUUAUCGGCAAUCCGGACCCCUCGGAACCAGGCGAGCAUGCGGAGGUUGAAAUGGGUAUCAAUAUAAGACUGUUCCAGCAUGGACAGAUAGAUAUCUGGAAACUUCUUCUCAAGAAAUUCGAUGGCGCUUCGCUGCUACAGCCUCCUUACGAACCGCCUGUGUACUCUGGACCCGAGCCUGUCGUGAUGUUCGACGGUAGUAAGUUGUAUACGGGGAGUUGCCACUGUGGUGCGGUUACGCUCGCCUUGAAGAACAAGGCCCCCUUGAACCAUUCUUCGGAGAAGAUUAUCGAAUGUAACUGCAGUAGCUGUGUCAGAGCAGGUUACGUAUGGGUAUAUCCCAGCAAGCCACAGGUGAUCAUUGAAGGUAGAGAGAACCUGGGAAUGUACUUUUUCGGCAAGAAGCACUCGGGAAAGACAUUCUGCAAGAUCUGCGGCGUUCCCGUUCAUAACGAGCUUGUUGAGCCCUCCACAGAAGAGCUCGCCGCGAUGACGGAUGAGGAGAAGAUAAAAAGAUUGGGCGGGAUUUCCCUCUCGCCUAUUAAUCUCCGCGUCAUUCACGACCUUAAUGUGAAUGAUUUAAGCGUGUAUCAAUUUGAUGGAUAUUCGAUCUUCCAACCGCCGUAUGUGGAGCCAUGAGUACGCGGUUAUUCUCGACGGCCUAGUAUCCUGUUUCCAAUAAUUUCGAGCGGAAUUCUUGAAUGCUUCACAAGCAUAUUCG
Messenger RNA from Xylaria bambusicola, 1378 nucleotides. Its product is annotated as glutathione-dependent formaldehyde-activating enzyme. Gene Ontology annotation, molecular function: carbon-sulfur lyase activity. Lineage: Eukaryota; Fungi; Ascomycota; Sordariomycetes; Xylariales; Xylariaceae. The record is from RefSeq and is a predicted model, not a curated record. The transcript is spliced from 5 exons. The coding region runs from base 394 to 1296 and encodes 300 amino acids.